Prunus avium (sweet cherry) is the source of this 2092-nucleotide messenger RNA. Its product is annotated as E3 ubiquitin-protein ligase DA2L. The record is from RefSeq and is a predicted model, not a curated record. NCBI's taxonomy places the organism in Eukaryota, Viridiplantae, Streptophyta, Magnoliopsida, Rosales, Rosaceae. Gene Ontology annotation, cellular component: cytoplasm.
GUCCUUUGCCUACACACUAAUCCCUCUCUCUCUCUAUGUAUAAAAAUUUCCGUCGGAUAAACCACGGAGGCCGAAAGAAAACAAACACUAACGAGAAAAUAAAUAGUUUUAAAAAAACGAAUUAAAAUAUUUUUAAAUAGAGAAAAAAAUACAAAAAGCAAAAGAGGAAAUUUUCUGCGUCUCGGAGAAAGUUCUAAUCGUGUUCCUCUUCUCGUUAACAAGUCACUCUCCGACUUCAUUUUCAUCCCCAGAGAGACUCUCUCUCUCUCUCUCUCUCUCUCUCUCUGUGAAAUCGACGAAGUGUUCUUCUAUACUUUCAAUAAUUUGAAGGAUUAAGAGGAUGUCUUUUGGCUGCAAAUAUCGACUAUUCAAUUGAAAGCACUUUGCUGCUUUGACAAUUGUGUUGUAAUAUAAGAGCUAAGAUCAUAUUCUAGCUUCUUGGUAUAGUGUUCCAAAGUAAAAUUUUGUGCGUAGCAAUGCUUUUGUUGUUCAAAGAAAUUGGUGACUGUGAGAAAUUGGUUUGUCAUUCUUGUUAUUAUCGUUGAUUUGUUUUCAUAAAUUGAAGAAUAAGCGAGAAGAAGUGAACCAUAUUGGAUGGGUAAUAAGCUUGGAAGAAGGAGACAGGUGAUUGAUGAGAAGUACACAAGGCCUCAGGGGCUUUACCACCACAAAGAUGUGGAUCAUAAGAAGCUCAAGAAGCUCAUACUGGAAUCCAAGCUUGCUCCUUGCUUUCCUGGAGAUGAAGAAUGCACUUGCGAUCUUGAAGAAUGUCCAAUUUGCUUUCUGUAUUACCCAAGUCUUAAUAGAUCAAGAUGUUGCAUGAAAGGCAUUUGUACAGAGUGUUUUCUGCAGAUGAAAGUUCCCAAUUCAACUCGUCCUACGCAGUGCCCUUUUUGUAAAACGUCUAAUUAUGCUGUGGAGUUCCGUGGUGUGAAAUCAAAGGAAGAAAAGGGCCUGGAGCAAAUUGAAGAACAGCGAGUCAUAGAAGCGAAAAUUAGAAUGCGACAGCAAGAAAUUCAGGAUGAAGAAGAAAGAAUGCAGAUAAGACAACUACUAAGCUCUUCAAGCAGAAACAUGGCACCAGUGGGUGAUGAAUACAGCGUUACUGUUCCGUCUUCCGCUUCUCCAGCAGAAGGAGAGGAAAUUGCUUCUUCUCAAGAUUCAUGCGCUGUCUCAAUGUUUAGGCAACCUCCACUGUACAGGGAGGAUGAAUUCGAUCUGGAUCUUGAGGAUAUAAUGGUCAUGGAAGCAAUUUGGCUUUCUAUUCAGGAGAAUGGGAGACACAAGUCUCCAUCUUAUGGGGAUGUUGCUCCAUCUGAACAAUUUGUCACAAGACAAAGCUAUGUCUCACCAGCUAUGGUUUCAGUUUCCGGUUCAUCAUCACCAUCCGGGGGUCUUGCUUGCGCAAUAGCUGCUCUUGCAGAACGACAGCAAACAAGUGGAGAAUCAUCUACUAAUCCUGGUGGUAAUGUGCCAGGGUUCAGUAUGGUUCCAGGCACUAGCAGGUUUUACAACAGGGUGGACAGGGAAUCUGAAAAUUAUUCAGCUGCAGUGAGCUCUUCUGAAAUGUCUAUCAAUCAUGGGAUGCCUUUGACACAGGAUGACAGAGAAUGGAAUGCCGACACAACACGGACGAGUUAUGCAAGCUCUGACACAACAGAAGAUGCCGGCAGUACAUCUGCGCCGCCAACAGGAAAUGAGAUUGAGGGCGAUCUUCAAAAUGUCCCAGACCCUAUUGUUCCUGAGAGUUUUGAGGAGCAGAUGAUGCUGGCCAUGGCCGUUUCUCUGGCUGAGGCUAGAGCUGUGGCCAGUGGACCUGGAGUUCCAUGGCAGUAGUUUAAGUCAUAAUACUAGUGAUAGUUAAUCCUGAAACAGAUAUGGUGUGUGGCCUUGGCAGUUCACUAGCCGAGCCUUCGAGCACGGCAACUGCACCCGAGAAAAAAAAGAAGAAAGAAAGAAUGCAAGUGACUAGUAGAAAGGCCAAGGUAGUGAUGAUUCUCCCUCACUCUCACUCCAUCUCUGUCUCUAUUAUAGAUGUGAAAGGAAAAACAGAUUAUUAUUCUAAUGAAAUGAAAGGCUACUGGUUUUGCUA